AUGGAUUCGUAAAUAGUAAUUUCCCCAUAAGUCCAGCAGAAUGCUGAAUAAAAUAACAAUAAUAAUCAAGCAGAAAGAAGAGAACUAAGAUCUCAGUACAACAAUAUAAAGAAUCAUCUUUAUUGUGAUAUGCUUUUUAUACUGACUAUUAGAGUCUUACAGAUGGGAUUCGGCGGUUUUUUAAUUGGGACAGUGGCAAUGAGCCAUUUAUCUUCAAACACUUAUUACUAGUAGUUAUCCAUUUGGAUAGCCUUCUAUAUUCUUUCAGAUUUUAUAAUGCUUGCAAUGGUUUGUGGUUCAUUUUUGUUCUAUAAACAGGCAUUAUAUCGAUAUGCAAGAUUUAAGUUUAUUGUCACAUCCAUUCUAUUGGUAUUGAACUUUUUACUUUUGGGUUAUGGAGCUUAUAUUAUUAUUAAAUUGCCACUUGAUUUCGAUGAAACUGAACUCGCAAGUGAUGCUAAAAAGAAAAAGAAUAUCAGUAUUAUCUACAUAAUUAUGAGAGGAAUAGUUAUUCUACUCAUCUCAAAGCUUUAAUAUGAUAUGAAAAGCCACUUACUUCCAUAGUUAUAAAGAUUUUCUCUCCUACCAGAGGAAGUAUAUUCUUAAAGCACUGAACAGGAAAUUAGAUAACUAUUGAAUCAGCUGCCUCAUUAUACUCAGGCCUAGAUCACAUCAGAUCCUUCCAUGAAUAAUGAACACUGCGUCAUAUGUUUGGAAUUUAUAAAUAACAAUGGAUAAAAUAAUAAGAUUUAACAUGGAUACGAUGUGGUAAAGAUGGGAUGUGGCACAAACCAACACUAGUUUUAUCAUUUCAAAUGUCUUUUUUCCUGGUUAAUGGAGAAAACAAUGUGUCCUCUUUGCAGGGCUACAGAUAUUCUGAGCACCCAUAACUAAAAUCCUAAAAAUGACUAGGAGUAGAAUCCAAACAAUGUACUACACGAAACUGAUCAUCAUGAUGAUGAAGUAAAACUGAGAGUAAAUGAAAUUCCAUAAGUUGAUCUUGAAGCUGCCAAUUCAGAUAGAGUCUGCAAAUUACCUUCAAAAUAAGAUACAAUGAUUAACAUUGCUGCUAACCUAAAUGAUAGUUUCUUAAGAAUUAUGAUUCAGCCAAGUCCAACUAAUUUUAAAUUGCUUUAGGACCUUUAAAACAUUAAUAAAGAUUAUUUUGAAUAGAGAGAAUGCAGAUUCUACUCCUCAGAUAUGACAGCACUUUAGAAUGAGGAGCAUGAUGACCAAAAUACUAAUCAUAUUUGA
This is a messenger RNA of Stylonychia lemnae, 1254 nucleotides long. The record is from the annotation of a GenBank genome assembly. NCBI's taxonomy places the organism in Eukaryota, Ciliophora, Spirotrichea, Sporadotrichida, Oxytrichidae.